Molecule: messenger RNA, 1056 nt
Organism: Phycomyces blakesleeanus NRRL 1555(-)
Lineage: Eukaryota; Fungi; Mucoromycota; Mucoromycetes; Mucorales; Phycomycetaceae
Exons: 2
Coding region: 1-1056 (351 amino acids)
Molecular function (GO): oxidoreductase activity, acting on the CH-CH group of donors, NAD or NADP as acceptor
Source: RefSeq, a predicted model, not a curated record
AUGACUCUUAACUCUCAAGUUAUCUACACAAAGCCUCCUACAGAAUUUCCAGUGGUUGGCGAAACUGUCAAGAUAUCCAAAUCCACAAUUGACCUUGAUGCUCCUCUACCCGAAGGCGACAUUCUCUUGAAAAAUCUUGUGCUUUCUGUUGAUCCUUAUAUGCGUGGACGCAUGCGUGACCCUGCAAUCGAUUCCUAUGCUCCAGCAUUUGAGUAUGACAGUGUCCUGACUGGCGAUACUGUUGGCCUUGUAAUCAAAUCCAACAAUCCCAAAUUCAGUCAAGGUGAUCUGGUCUAUGGCAGAACAAGUCUGGGAUACUUUGAAGAGUAUUCGCACGUCAAGGGAUCUUAUGCGGAUGAAAGCUAUGUCGUGCGCAAUGACCCCAAGACUAAUGGUCUUCCACUGUCUUAUUAUGUCGGAGUCUUGGGCAUGCCCGGUCUUUCAGCCUAUGUUGGUCUUAAGAAAUAUGGAAGACCAAAAAGUGGUGAAACACUCUAUAUAUCGGCAGCUUCGGGAGCAGUUGGACAGAUCGUUGGACAGAUCGGCAAGGCAUUGGGACUGUAUGUUGUUGGAUCAGCCGGGUCGGACGACAAGGUCGAGUACCUCAAGGAACUUGGAUUCGACGGUGCCUUUAAUUACAAGACUGAGAACAUUGACGCAAAGCUCACAGAACUUUGUCCCAAGGGUAUCGACAUAUACUUUGAGAGUGUGGGUGGCUCUAUGCUCGAGCAUGUUCUUAAUCAUGCCAACAAUUUUGGUCGUAUUAUUGCAUGUGGCAUGAUCUCCCAAUACAAUACCCAGAAUCCAUAUGGAGUACGCAACCUUCUUUACAUUGUAACCAAGCGCCUGGCAUUCGAUGGAUUUAUUAUUAUGGACAAAGAGAACAUGGUUUAUGAAGAAGAAUUCAUAAAGACGUGUACCCAGUGGCUGUUGGAGGGAAAAAUCAAGUAUAGAGAGACAAUUGUGGAUGGAAUCGAAAACACUCCUCAGGCCUUACUUGAUGUUCUCAAGGGUAGAAACUUUGGUAAACAAGUAGUCCAGGUUACGAGUUUUUAA